This is a messenger RNA of Nothoprocta perdicaria, 3127 nucleotides long. It is a transcript of the gene RER1, whose product is annotated as retention in endoplasmic reticulum sorting receptor 1. The transcript is spliced from 7 exons. Gene Ontology annotation, cellular component: Golgi membrane. Bases 876 to 1466 code for a protein of 196 amino acids. The record is from RefSeq and is a predicted model, not a curated record. NCBI's taxonomy places the organism in Eukaryota, Metazoa, Chordata, Aves, Tinamiformes, Tinamidae. Gene Ontology annotation, biological process: retrograde vesicle-mediated transport, Golgi to endoplasmic reticulum; protein retention in ER lumen.
GUGCUUGUCUGUUCCCCUUCUUGAUUAAUUGCUUCAGAAAGUUGCAUUUGAAAUCAAUGUUUUCUAUGAGGAGACUUAUAUAAAUGAUAAACUCUUCCUAGUUACCUACUUCAUUUAUAUUUUUACACUUGAGGAUGUUUAUGUCACAGUCAGAGAGCAGUUUUAAAAAUUCUGUAAGUCUUACUUACCCUGCCUUUGAAAGAGAUGAAUAAAAUGUCUUUACUGAAUUCUAGGAUUUAGUAGGUAUCAGCAUAGCAYCUAUAGUAAAAAGGAUAAUUGUUGAAGACUGUUUUUGAUAAUUGUUCUGAUUUUCUUUUUGAUUAUUGGCUUUAUUUAGAUGGGUGAAUAACUAAUGCUGUGCUGAAUAGUAAAACUUUAUUUUGUGGAAGAGAAAUUGUUAUUCUUUAGUUUAAAUUUUCAUCCAUACCAAGAGUUCUCUGUUCUUAUCUGUAAACCAAAUUCAGCAAAAGAAGCAAAUGUCACAUAUUUUUCUUGAUGUUUUUCUAAUUACACAUGCUCUUUAAGUAACUGUAAUAAAGAAAUUAGCAAUGUUAAUUAAAAUUCUUGAAUUAUAAAUAUGAAAUUGAUAGCUUAGAUUAUGCCUCUUAAACUGAGACAGAGAGAAGUGUCUUGCUGCUAAAACAGAGUUUUAGCUGGUUGUAUUUCCUAGUUCCGUGUGGAAGAGUUGYAUGUCUAGUAGCUGUACACAAUCACACGCAGCGGUGUGUGGAGGACAUCGCUGCGAAGAGCUCACUCAAUGACUCCAGUGAUAGACAGUGUUUGAAUUAGGUGGUUGUAGUGAAGACUUGUUUGAAACCACUGGUGUCCUAAACUUGAAUUGCUUCGCUAUCUUCUCAAUACUUGGAAAUACAAGAAUGUCAGAAGGGGACAGUAUUGGUGAGUCUGUUCAUGGAAAGCCGUCUAUGGUCUAUAGAUUUUUCACAAGGCUUGGACAGAUCUACCAGUCCUGGUUAGAUAAAUCUACUCCAUAUACUGCAGUGAGAUGGAUUGUAACUUUGGGCCUGAGUUUUCUCUACAUGAUUAGAGUGUAUUUACUGCAGGGUUGGUACAUUGUGACAUAUGCUUUGGGAAUCUAUCUUCUAAAUCUCUUCAUAGCUUUCUUGUCACCAAAGGUAGACCCCUCUUUAAUGGAAGAUUCAGAUGAUGGCCCUUCCUUACCUACAAAGCAAAAUGAAGAAUUUCGUCCUUUCAUUAGAAGGCUCCCAGAGUUUAAAUUCUGGCACUCUGCCACUAAAGGCAUCCUGGUUGCUAUGACAUGUACAUUCUUCGAGGCUUUCAACGUUCCUGUGUUUUGGCCAAUCCUUGUGAUGUACUUCAUUAUGAUGUUUUGUAUCACUAUGAAGAGGCAAAUCAAGCAUAUGAUAAAAUACAGAUAUAUACCCUUCACACAUGGCAAGAGGAAAUACAAAGGGAAAGAAGAUGUGGGAAAGACCUUUGCUAGCUAGAAGGUGCAAUCAACCUGUUGACAAGUUCUUCUACAUAAAGGAAUGGUUUUGAGCCAUUGUAACAAUGCCUUUUUUCUUCAUAUAAAGUGAUUACGAGGGUGGUGACCAAGCAGUUGAAUUUUCAUUUUACGAGAAUCUUGCUAUUUUUAUCUGAGCUAUCAGUUUCUUGAAGAAACUGGCAUUCUAACCAAAUUGCAUUGAAUUUAGUAUCUUUUCUAAGAGUUGGAGGAACCUAUGCUAGUCCCAUGGAUUUGGGAUAAGGUAUUUAAGAUCCAUUGCAGCUGCCAUGACACUGGGGAAAUUUGGGUACUUUUACAUAGUUUUGUUUACUAUGGCCCUGAAGUGCUGUGCACAUAUGUGGAGGAAAAUAAGGUGGCACACGUGAUGCUGUUUUCUGCUUCAUGGAAAUGUGCUAUUUUCAUGCAAAAGUCCAGUUCACAUUAAUAGAUGCAGAAUUUAAGCUGGUUUGCUACAUGCAUGGUAUUAUUGAGUUAUAGCCAAACAUAUAAAUAGGAAUAAGAAAUGUGUUAAAUGGUGGAUUUGGCAGCAGGAAAAAUAUAUGAAUAACUUCUGAGGUGACUCAUUUGUGUAAGGUUUUAAUGCCAGUUUCACCCUGACAUUUCAUAGCAGAUGCUAGAAUUGGGCUCUUUUGAAGGGGACUCAAAAUUUGUCCAAUUUGUUCAAAAUUUGUCAAGAUUUCUUUUGAGGACCUGGAAUUAUAAAUAUAUAUUUAAUUUUUAUUAGUUGGAGAAUAUUUUGUAUCAUUUCUUUUAUGCGUAAAGAUUUCUUGGUUAAUUUAAGUUGACUUCAUGCAGCCCUUUCAGAUCAUAYCCAAAUUGACCAUAAUGGACAAACUUUCUGAUUUUAACACAGCUUUUCAUUUUCUAUGGGGAAAAAAAAUAGAGAUAAGUGACCUGCAUGUAAACUUUUUGAUGUGAUACAACUGCAAUUUUAUUAAGUGACUUUUUAAUUCCAAAAUUUAUUAAAAGAUAGUGUCCCCCUUUCUUGUCCUUUAUUAAUCCUUUUAUGCAAACAAUAAUCCAAUGGUGGUUAUAAAUGCAUUUCGUUUAUGGUUGUCCUUAGAACUUGUAACAUCUUUUCUUGGCUCUUUGGGGAGCAUUCAUGUAUAUUUGCAAAAGGUGGGAAAAGAGCAGCCCUUUGAAGAUUCUCGAUGGAGAGUAAUGGCAGCUUCGACAGACAAGUAAUAGGAAAAUGUAUUUAAGAGCUGUUUCAGUUGGCUUUGUCAAAUGAAGUUGCUAUGGAGUCCUGUGAUUCAACUUUCAGUAAUCCUGGAAAAAGUGAAAGGUUGUCUUAACACUGGCCUAUAUUUUGUGAGCAUUAUGGAAACUAGUAACGUAUGUGAAACGUUUAAAUUAUGGCAAUACAAUAGCUAGAAAGAACCAUAUAAAAGUACCACUCGGAUACUUGCAGUUUUUUGCCUCAAAGCUGAAUGCCUUGACUCUGGAGUUCCAGAAUAUAUGGGUGAUUUGGGGUGAAAAAUGGAAAUUGAUUUUUUUUUUACUUGAUAUGAAAAUUAUCUACUGGGAUGACCCUCAUGGAAAAAUGGGGUGUUAAGGCAGCCAUUGCAAAUUAGAAAAGCAUUUCUCCAGUUGCUGCUUUUUUUCUUCCUUCACUGUGAGUUUGUUAKGAAAGCCUUCUCA